This is a messenger RNA of Pogoniulus pusillus (Red-fronted tinkerbird), 6046 nucleotides long. RefSeq names its product extended synaptotagmin 2 (gene ESYT2). Gene Ontology annotation, cellular component: endoplasmic reticulum membrane; extrinsic component of cytoplasmic side of plasma membrane. Gene Ontology annotation, biological process: lipid transport. Lineage: Eukaryota; Metazoa; Chordata; Aves; Piciformes; Lybiidae. The transcript has 23 exons. The record is from RefSeq and is a predicted model, not a curated record. Gene Ontology annotation, molecular function: phosphatidylethanolamine binding; calcium ion binding; phosphatidylinositol binding. The coding region runs from base 237 to 2876 and encodes 879 amino acids.
CCCGCGGUGGCCCCGCCGCAUCAGUCUCCCCGCGGUGACGGCUUGGGCCGGGCCGCCCCGAACCCGGAAGCGGGCGGCGGCUGGUGGCGGUACGCGGUGAGCGGGGCCGGGCGCAGGAUGCGAGGCACUGCCGCCGCCCUGCCCCCCUGUCCGCUCGCAGCCAGCGCCCGAGGAGGAGGAGCAGCUGCAGCAGCGGGAGGAGCGGCAGCAGUAGUAGGAACUGCCGCUGCGGUAGCAUGAGCGGGGCCGCGUCUAAGCAGUCCCCCGGCGCGGGGUCUGCCACGGAACCCGCCGCAGCGGAGAAGGCGACUGCUGGGGACUCGGUGCCGGAGCCGCCGUCGCUGCUAAGCGUGGAUGUGACAGGCUUGGUGUCGCAGUUUGCGAGGAGCUUCGUGCUGAUCUUCCCCGUGUAUGUGCUGGGCUACCUAGGGCUGAGCUUCAGCUGGGUCCUCAUCGCGCUAUGCGGGCUCUUCUGGAUCCGCAGGCACCGUGGCGGCAAGACUUCCCGCCUGGGCCGGGCGCUCGCCUUCCUGGAGGACGAGGAGGAGGCGGUGCGGCUCAGCGUCUCCUCCGCGGAUCUGCCUGCGUGGGUCCAUUUUCCAGACACGGAGAGGGCAGAAUGGCUCAACAAGACUGUAAAACAGAUGUGGCCUUUUAUUUGCCAAUUUAUUGAGAAACUCUUCCGGGAGACCAUAGAACCAGCAGUAAGAGGAGCAAACAAUCACCUCAGCACCUUCAGUUUUACAAAGAUUGAUAUUGGUCAUCAGCCUCUGCGGAUAAAUGGUGUCAAAGUGUACACUGAAAAUGUAGACAAAAGGCAGAUCAUUUUGGAUCUUCAAAUCAGUUUUGUUGGAAACUGUGAAAUUGAUUUGGAGAUCAAGAGAUACUUCUGCAGAGCUGGUGUGAAAAGUAUACAGAUCCAUGGCACUAUGAGGGUUAUCCUGGAACCACUAAUUGGAGAUAUGCCCCUCAUUGGAGCAUUAUCCCUUUUUUUCCUUAGGAAACCUCUUUUGGAAAUUAACUGGACUGGACUGACCAAUCUUCUGGAUGUUCCGGGACUGAAUGGCUUAUCAGAUACAAUAAUACUGGAUAUAAUAUCCAACUACCUGGUCCUUCCAAACAGAAUUACAGUCCCCCUUGUCAGUGAAGUUCAGAUUGCCCAGCUGAGGUUUCCUAUGCCAAAGGGUGUUCUAAGGAUACACUUCAUUGAAGCUCAGGACCUGGAGGGGAAAGAUACUUACCUUAAAGGAAUUGUCAAAGGAAAGUCAGAUCCGUAUGGAAUCAUCCGUGUGGGCAACCAGAUUUUUCAAAGCAAGGUCAUUAAAGAGAAUCUCAAUCCAAAAUGGAAUGAAGUUUAUGAGGCCUUAGUAUAUGAACAUCCAGGACAGGAGCUAGAGAUUGAGCUCUUUGAUGAAGAUCCAGAUAAAGAUGACUUCCUGGGAAGUUUGAUGAUAGAUUUAAUUGAAGUUGAAAAGGAGCGACUGCUAGAUGAGUGGUUUACUUUGGAUGAAGUGUCCAAAGGAAAAUUGCAUUUGAAACUGGAAUGGCUCACAUUGAUGCCAACUGCUGAAAAUCUAGACAAGGUGCUAACAAGUAUUAGAGCUGAUAAAGACCAAGCCAACGAUGGGCUGUCUUCUGCAUUGCUUAUUCUCUAUUUGGACUCGGCGAGAAACCUGCCCCAUAAUCCAUUAGAAUUUAACCCUGAUGGCUUGAAGAAGGCUGCUGUUCAGAAAGCCCUAAAGUCAGGAAAGAAAAUGAACAGCAAUCCCAACCCACUUGUUUUGCUGUCAGUUGGACACAAGGCACAAGAAAGUAAGAUUCGAUACAAGACCAAUGAACCAGUAUGGGAGGAAAACUUUACUUUCUUUGUACACAAUCCCAAAAGGCAAGAUCUUGAAGUUGAGGUGAGGGAUGAACAGCAUCAGUGUUCUUUGGGCAACCUCAAACUGCCUCUAAGCCAGUUGCUGGAGAGUGAAGAUUUAACUAUGCAUCAGCGGUUCCAACUGAGCAACUCUGGUCCAAACAGCACUAUAUACAUGAAGAUUGCACUCAGGGUCCUUUCUCUUGAAAAGCAAGCAAGAUCUCCAGAUCAUCAACACUCAGCCCAAGUGAAAAGGCCAUCUCUUUCCAAAGAUGCAAGAAAAUCAUCUUUUAAGCCUCAGGUUCCUGUUUCACCACCACCUGAUUCAAACAAAUCUGUUCCAGCUUCCCCAGUGACUGAUAGUGAUAAAAAGACUGAUACAGCUGAAAAAAGUCAGCCUGGCAAUGCCAGCCCUCAGUGGACAGCAGAUCUCAGCCGAAGCUCCUCCAGUCUUCAUGCCUCUAACUUCUCUUACUCUCCCAGCCACCUCUCAGUCAAAGAACCCACUCCUAGCAUAGCCUCAGACAUAUCUCUGCCUAUCGCCACACAGGAGCUGCGGCAAAGACUACGACAGCUUGAAAAUGGAACAACCCUGGGUCAGUCUCCAUUAGGACAGAUUCAGCUAACAAUUCGUCAUAGUUCACAAAGAAACAAACUGAUUGUGGUAGUGCAUUCCUGCAGGAAUCUGAUAGCAUUUUCAGAAGAAGGAUCUGAUCCAUACGUGCGAAUGUAUUUAUUGCCCGAUAAGAGACGCUCGGGGAGAAGAAAAACACAUGUGUCAAAGAAGACAUUGAACCCAGUGUUUGAUCAAAUAUUUGAUUUCAGUGUUUCCCUGCCUGAAGUACAGAGAAGAACACUAGAUGUAGCAGUGAAGAACAGUGGUGGCUUCUUAUCCAAAGAUAAAGGGCUACUUGGCAAAUUACUAAUACCUCUGGCAUCUGAAGAGCUUGCUAAAGGCUGGACGCAGUGGUAUGAUCUAACAGAAGAUGGUACAAGGCCACACGGUGCAAGUUAGGUUAAUUUUUGCCAACCUUUAUAUAUUUUUUCAAGCGCUGUCCUCACAGAUGUACCAAUAUUAUUUUUAUAGCUUUACUGAUUUAGUUCUUAGACACAUCCCCAAUAAUUUUGUAACACUCGAUCAUUUUAUGUAGACAUAGCAUUUUCCAUGGUUAAGCUUUGUAUUUUUAUUUGCUAACCAAUUGUUUGUGUUACUGUAACGUGCAAUAGUACAGUAAAGUAACCUUUUGUGUUUCAGUUGAUCUCUAUGAUGGCUGUACCUGUUAGAAAGUGAGAAGAUUAUGUUCUGCUGUUUUCUUGCCUUGUUUUAUAUCUCACCAAUGUAUACUGUACCAUGUAAAUAGAUGCUAUUUUUUAUAAUUCUUUCAUGCUGGUUUGAAUUCAGAGGAAAAAUCGAUAAAGUAUAUAGAUAUUUUCUUCUAAGUGCAUGUUAAUUUCUUCAGAUGAAUCUCUUUUGUCUUUGCAGCACAAUGGUCUUAAUGAUUUUGUGAUAUUCUUCAGAAACAAACUGCAGGAGGGGAAAAAAAAAAACCCAAACCUUUUUACUUUAUCAUGUUUCUGGCCAAGUUUGGCUAGCUUAAAAUGUACAAAUAUAUAACAUUUUAAUAUUUAUAUAGAAAUGUACUAUUGAAAAAUCAUGCUAUUGAAUAUUAUAAACAAAAAAAAAAAAAGAGAGAAUUCUAUACAUAUUGUAUAAAUAGAGGAUGAGGUCCAUGAAUGAGUUUCUGAAUCUGAGUUUUCAUGCAAUGCAGUAAACGUUAACAGUCCGGUUUUAUUAUACAGGGCCACUUGGAUUUUGUUACUUAUUCCUGUACUCUCUACCACUAGACAUGUGACCUUUUGAAGGUAUGAGGACAUGCAUUUUUCUGUAUUCUAGCCAAAAUCUCUAACCAUUCAGCACUAUCCUUACUGCCACCUUUCACUGAUUUAUUAGGUAUACAAAUCAGCUUGCAAUGUCAGUUCAUUCAGUAGGCAUACACGCAAGAUGUUAUUUUUUAUGAUAUAAUACUGUGCUAAAUAGGAUAUUCUGCUGUAGCUUCUGUCAUACUAAAAUGGAACACCAAUAGGUGAGAAAGUAUGAAAGUGAGUUGAAACUGAAUGUCUUUAUGGUCGCUUUAUUGCUACUUAAUGUGUUUGGUGCAUGAAAAAUUACAGUUCAGUGGUCCUUACAGACCGCUUGAGAAAUAAUGGCCUUCUGCUGAGGCAUUGCUAUAGUCUGCUGCAAGACUACAGCAGCGAUGCAAUUAGCACAAACUGAUAAAAGUAGGCAGCUGAAGGGAGAGUAUCAACCUAAACAGCUGAGCUCAUAACUCUGAUCUUAUGAUUUAGGGGAAGCUUUCUUUUGUAUUCAGAACUGAUUUUCUUUUUUUUUUUUAUGUUUUUGUUAAGUUUUCUCAGACUGUUAUAAAAAAAUCUGCAUUAGGAAUCCAGGAGAACAGUUCAGCUCUUUCAGAGCCAAUACCCUCAUUCUUGAUUAAGUAUGCAAUUAGACAGACAAAGUAUAUUAUUUAGCUAAGAUUCUAGAAUGAUCUCACAGCCAAGAAAAAAAAUAUAAAGCAGAAUAAUAAGCUCCUGAAAUUAGCUUUAUUGUAAGAUUACUGACAGAACCUUAAUUCUGGAUGUAGAAUAUGCCUACAUUACUAGACAUACCAAAGUGCCUACCAUAGAUGUAGCUUUUUGUCUUUUUCAGGUUUAAGAAUUGACUCAUUUCAGUUUGUCUAAACUCAUUUUCACAUGAAUAUUGUCACAGAUGUGUGUGGCAUGCAUGCAUACACCUCUAUACAGUGAUGGCCCUCUUAUGGCCACAUUUUAUACAAGACCAUUUUAGCAAACUUACAUGAUAAAUUUUGCUGCUGUUACAUUCUGGUGGACUGGGCAAUAGGGAGAGGCUCUUUAAGAAAUCAUUUCCACUUGAAGGCUUCACUCUGUAUUGGAAUGUAUGAGUGUCUAUCUAUAUACACUCACCUAUUCAUAUAAAAUGUUAUUUAUUAUGAAAUACAUUAUUUUCUUUGCUAGUUUAAAAUGUUAAGAAUGGAAAAACACAGAGUUCUGGUUAACCCAGUGUGAAAAUGCAGAAAGAUAAAGCUGACCUAAGUAAAGGAGGGCUGAGAGCAGCAGUUCAGCAUCACUGUCUUUUGCCUUGGCUUGGCCUGUGGUGGAAGGACUUCUGCUGUACAGCUUUGACCAGUGACUCCCUAGAAUUUGAUCCAAAGCCAACAAAUGGGCUUUAAACUGAUUUCUGUGUUUCAAGUCUUAACUGAAGUCUGGAGACAAUCUGUUUAGAAGACUCUACACUUAAAAAACUUGCACAGUCUGUCUUCCAAAGUCUUAAGGCAGAAAAUAAUGCCGUGUUUUGGUGAAUGUGAGAUGAUAGCACAAAGUGAGCAACUGAAUAAAGCAUAUAGGACAGGUUUCCAAAAUAGCUCACAACGUGAAAUUAGGGGUGGGCUCUUAAUAGAGCUGAGUUCCCAUUUAGGAAUCUAAAAUAGAGAGACUGAAUUGUCAUUCUAAUUCAGCAGUAGUACUUGCCAUUGACUGUAAUCAGUCCUGGAUGCCAGACUCUUUAGAAACAUUCUCCUGAGUGAAUUUGGAUCAGAAUUUGACUGGCUAGAUGAGACUGAUUCUCUUCAUAGUGGAAACAAACCUCUGUAUCAUAGUUACCACUUUCUGAUUGUUCCAUUCAUAUGGAAGUAGGAAGGAUGAACAUAAUUUCUUCUCUGGGCAAAAACUGCAUCUCGUUAUUAAGCCAACAUAUUCGGUAUCAACUGAUAGCUUUUAAUGUAGAUCUUGUUUAUCCUGUGCCUUAAAAUAUGAACAUAUGAAGAUGUUUAAGAAAUAGCUUAAAAAAGCUUUGUUAUCUGUAUGUACCAAUACAUGUUCUCUACUAUUGAAACUGUUUCUAGAAUUCCUCUGCUUCACUGACAAGAAAGCAAACUUUCUUGACUAUAGCAGUGCAUAAACCGAACUCAAAUCAGCAUGCAUAUCACUUGGAUUUGGAUCAAAAGAGUUUUAAUUUUCUGUCUUGAAUCCUUUAUCAGAGCUGCAGCAAAUGGUGAGAGUUGAAAUGAGAACAAAGGGUAAUCAAUUUUGUACAGAUUGCCUUUUUUGCUCAUGUAAUUCUACAUUAUGAUGCAUGUAUAUAUUCAAUAAAUGGUUGUGAUAUCCCAA